Molecule: messenger RNA, 432 nt
Organism: Papaver somniferum (opium poppy)
Lineage: Eukaryota; Viridiplantae; Streptophyta; Magnoliopsida; Ranunculales; Papaveraceae
Product: putative disease resistance protein RGA1
Exons: 1
Coding region: 1-432 (143 amino acids)
Source: RefSeq, a predicted model, not a curated record
AUGGCUGCUUCAACAAUUCUUCAAGUUUUAGCAUCUCCACUUCUUGGAACUGUAUUUGACAGCCUAAGAUCCCUAGUGGAAACCGAAUUCAGUCUAAUUUCUGGAGUCAAUGGAGAGUUCAACAUUCUGGUCGCUGUGCUAUCAACAAUGAAAGAUGUGAUCGAGGAUGCUGAAGUGAAGCAACUUACGGAAAAACCAAUACGUAACUGGUUGAGGAAGAUCAAAGAUGUUACUUAUGAUGUUGAAGACUUCUUGGAAGAGUGCAAGACCGAUGCUGUUUUAAGACGCUCGCCGCAGUUGAGCUAUAAACAUCUAUCCCUUUGCUUACUGCUCUAUGUUUCCAAAGGAUUACUUGAUGAGAAAAGAAGAAUUAUUUUUCUUGUGGAUGGCCAAUGGUUUUAUGCAAUCAAAAGUAGGAAUAAUGGAUCUUGA